AUGCAAGCAGGUGGCUCAGUAACUUAUGGGUGCAAUCAUACCUGUAAAGAUCUCUGUCAAUUGGGGUCAGAGCUCUCAUCUGGAUCUGAAUCCCAAUUUGGUGGAAUCAUGCAUGCUAAUAAUAAUCACUGGAUCGCAUUUUCAGUUUUCCCUAAGGAAUCAGUGAUUUACCUUGCAGAUUCUUUACAUUGGGAAACAGGAGGUGCUGACUUACCUGUUGCAGCAAAGGAAGUGGCAAACAUUCUUCAAUGGUGGCUCAAUGAAUCCUAUUCUGGAUUGAACAAGUCAACACCGACAUUUCAAAUCACUUCACUCCCAGUUGCUCACCAGAAUGAUUCCUCCUCAUGCGGCUUCUUCGCCCUCAAUGCCCUGAUGCACCAUCUCAUCCCAACCAAAUACCUGCUCUAUGCUAGCAAUGACAUUGCUAUGUUGCGUGUUGAAUUUUUGAUGGCAAUCCUCAAUCAUCAUGUUGAACAGAUACCACCUGUCCCAGCAGUGACUUCUGUGGCAGAAAUGCCAAUGGCAUCAAUGAUUGAACCCAGGGUGACAUCAGUCCACAUGACAACAACAAUCAUGGAAGUGAUGGCUGCCCCAGCAGAGACAGUCCCAUUCACAGUAGCUGAGCAUUCAACAAAGCCAGCUCCAACACCAAUGACGUCAAGAAUGUGCUCAUCUGUGGCACAGUUGACCAGCCCUGCAGCCUUGCCAAGUAGCCCAGCCCCAACGGGCACCUUGCCCAAUUCUGAUGUCAAGAAACCGAAGGAGAAAAAGAAAAAAUUGGACUUCACCAUCCAGGAGGGGGAAGAGGGCUAUUUAAAAGGAUUGGUGAGGGAUCUGAAGAACAGAGGGUGGAAGAGGAACUGGAAGCAAGGAAGAAAGUUGAAUGGAAGUGAGCAAAUGCAUGAGAACGACAACAGCAUUGCCGAGCACUGUUGGCAGAAGGAGAUGGUGAUGCGAAAAAAAAGGUGA
Molecule: messenger RNA, 969 nt
Organism: Cantharellus anzutake
Lineage: Eukaryota; Fungi; Basidiomycota; Agaricomycetes; Cantharellales; Hydnaceae
Exons: 3
Coding region: 1-969 (322 amino acids)
Biological process (GO): proteolysis
Molecular function (GO): cysteine-type peptidase activity
Source: RefSeq, a predicted model, not a curated record